AUGUUGGCGGCCUUGCUAAAAGAAAGUAGAGAGAAGGAAAAAAGGGAAGAAAUAUUUCGCAAAUCACUAAAGGAAGAUUUACAAGAGUCAUUAGAAAAGAAUUCACAAGAAAAUAAAGAAGAAGGAAGAAUACUAAGAGAAUCGUUAGAGAAGCGUUUACAAGAAACUAACGCAUCGUUAAAGAAGAAUUCGCAAGAAACGAGAGAAUCACUAAAGGAAGAUUUACAAGAGAUCAAAACAUCACAAAUGAAGAUGGAAGAUAAUUUGAAGAAGGAAAUACGGGAGUUACCAAAACGACUGAAGAUGAACGUCGACGAGAGAGAAAGUAAACUACAGACAAAUAUAGAACAGGUCCAGGGAGACGUGGAGAAGACAGAAGGAAAGGUAACAGAGAAGAUAGAAGAAGAUGCUGAAGAAGCUAGGACAGAAUUGGGAGAAAAGAUCACCGAAGUGAUGCAGAUGCAGAAACAAUGCAACGACGUGGUUGAGAAGAUAGAAGAAGAUGUUGAAGAAACCAGAAUCGAGAUGGAAGAAAGGAUCACCGAAGUGACGCAGAUGCAGAAACGAUGCAACGACGUGAUUGAGGGGAUGGGAGAAAAGCAACAACAAUUGACAAUAAAUCUGAGAAAUGCUGUAGCCAUGCAGCGAGAAGAUUACCAGAGGGGUACAAUCAAAGGUGAGGCCUUCACUUGUGGAAUCAAGAGGAAAAAAGGGAAUACUAAUAAUGAUCAGUUUGGAGGAGAGUUAUUGAAGAAACGCUGGCCCAAAAGUCGUCAGUGUACAACACUUGAGAACCCACUACGAUGCAGACCACUUAGUAAUGGGAAAGGAACGUCGGAAGAAAUUGCCAAGCAUUCAUGUAAAUUGAACGAGACUUUGGAACGACCACUGAGUGACAACGUAAUGGUAUCUGCAAUAAAAAGAAGAUUGAAUCAGAAAAGGCAAGGAACCGUAUCCAGGAGCCCAAUCAAAAAUAGGGAGGCCUUAAUGAAGAUACUGCACCAACUGGAGUCUAUUAGAUCACAGAAAUACAAGCAAGCUAAUGAUAGAAACAGAGAAGGGAGUAAUGACCCAAGGAUUCAUUUUAAUCAUUCAUCUGAUUACAGAGGAAGAGGAGGAGGAACCAAAAAACCGAAGGACACUCCAGGUGAGGUCCGACCAAGAGUGAGGGCUAUAAGGACCCCAAAUAAACCUGCUAAGACAUGGUUAGGACAAUUAGCUGUAAAAUGGACAAUUAAAUGA
Molecule: messenger RNA, 1242 nt
Organism: Schistocerca nitens (vagrant locust)
Lineage: Eukaryota; Metazoa; Arthropoda; Insecta; Orthoptera; Acrididae
Product: trichohyalin-like
Exons: 1
Coding region: 1-1242 (413 amino acids)
Source: RefSeq, a predicted model, not a curated record